Molecule: messenger RNA, 5717 nt
Organism: Cololabis saira (Pacific saury)
Lineage: Eukaryota; Metazoa; Chordata; Actinopteri; Beloniformes; Belonidae
Gene: tbc1d1
Product: TBC1 (tre-2/USP6, BUB2, cdc16) domain family, member 1
Exons: 23
Coding region: 250-4428 (1392 amino acids)
Source: RefSeq, a predicted model, not a curated record
UCCGUGCAUCCUCCGGCAGCGCAUGCAGGCAGCACGCACUUGUCAUUCAGAGGUGGGGUCAGGUUGGCUCCGUCUUCUAUAUUUAACUCCAGAAACAGCGAGAACCGCGCAGUCUGCUUCUCUCUCUCUCUCACCCGUCCGUCCGGGGCCGCCUUUUACGCACUCGCGUCCAGCCUUUCACUUCUACCGGACAGGAGGAAACUUGACAGGUAGAGCGGAGGCGUGCAGCUGCCUCUAGCUUCAGAUGCCAUGGAAGGGCUGUAUUUUGAAGUGAAGCCAAGAAGACACGGAGGUCGUAGUCCCGAGAGCUCUGACAAACCUCACUCCAGUCUAACCCCGAACCCCCGCUCCUGUCCGUCCCUUCCACGUUUGACCUCGUCCCCUCACAGUCCCCCGAAAUGCAUAGAGAGGUGCGCAACAUGGAGGGGGCCGUUGGGCGAGGAGGUUGAGGAGGAGAUGAGCUACAAACUGACGAUGAUUGGUUUCCAACCAGUCCACCAGAUGACCACCAUGGCCAUGUUGCCCUGGGUGGUGGCUGAAACCUGCAGGUGUGCAGAGAAGGACCAAGGUGCCGGGCUUCACCGUGAUGGGGGCCAGAAGAAUCCCACUAAUGGCAACCAAGCGAUUGUCCUAUACAUCUCGGCCUCUUGGGUACGGUGUGUGUCCGCUCCGGGAGAGCGGCAUCUCUGGGACCCUUUGACGCAUACGGUUCUGUUUGAAUGUCGUCCUCACCAAGUGACCAAGCUGAUCCACAACAGCCAAGAGCCCAGCAUUUUUGGCUGUCUGGUGAGAGAUGCAUCAAAGUGUGCCUGCUACGUCUUCAAGUGCCAGGACAGUACCAAGGUCCCUGAGAUCAUCAGUACGCUAAGACAGGCUGGGAAAAGCUCUGCACGCAGCAAUGACAUCACCACUUUUCCCAACAAGACUUCCACUGCUCUUGGAGGCGGCGAUUCCUCUGAAACAAGUGACCCCUGUCUCUCCACUACAGCAAACCCCACAGCUCUCACUUCUGUCGUCACUCCGACAACCUUUGCCAAAAAGUUUGAGGUCCUGUUUUGCGGCCGAGUCAGCGUCGCCCACAAGAAAGCUCCACCCGCCCUGAUAGAUGAGUGCAUCCAGAAGUUCAGUCAGCUGCACGGCUCGGGGACGGCUGAUAAAGGAGGAAAUGGCGGGGGAUUGGUGGUCGGGCUGAGGAGGGCAUUAAACUUCCAAUCCAAUGGACUGGGGAGUACUUUAGUUGGUAAUGGUGCGGCGGGGACCGUUGCCGCUGGGACACGCCCGUCUCUGUCCAAGCGAAAUACCAGCUUCCCCAGUCUGCAUGGCCUGGAUGAGAAUGGGCUUUCACCAGAAAUUUCUAAUGCUAACACUACAGAUCCACUGGCCCGCUCCACAAAAGUCCAGCCCACCAGCCUGCAGGAAAACAGGACCAUGCUGUUUACGGUGGGCAGGUCUCAGAUCUUCCUGGUUAGUCCCGACACUAAGAAAGUUGCCAUAGAGAAGAGUUUCAAAGAAAUCUCCUUCUGCUCACAGGGUAUUCGUCAUGUUGAUCACUUCGGCUUCAUUUGCAGAGAAACAGAUGAAGGGGGCAACUGCCACUUUGUGUGCUACAUCUUCCAGUGCACUGAUGAAUCACUGGUGGAUGAGAUCAUGCUGACUUUGAAGCAGGCGUUCUCGACGGCAGCCUUGCAGCAGAAUGCCAAAACUCAGAGCCAGCAGUGUGACAGCUGCCCCAUGCAGCAGCUCCACAGGCUGUGUGAGAGAAUAGAAGGUGUGCACCCAUCUAAAACAAAACUGGAGCUUCAGAAACACUUGGCCACUUUGGACAACCAGGAGCAAGCUUCAGUCUUUGAAAACACUAUGCGAGCUCGCCCUAAGAGCGAUCAGGAAGAAAAUGAGUUAGUGAUUGCUUCUCUGCGGGGUCUGUAUGAGGAGAAACAGAAGAACCACCAGCACACUCUGCCUGGAGAUGGCAAACAGUUGUGUGAGGAUGCAGCUCCAGCAGCUCAGGAGGCUCAGCAGCAGAGCAGCAGCCGUCAGCGACUGGAGCAGUUCAAGAGUCGAGCCAAACGCUCUCUCACUGAAUCGUUGGAGGGCAUCUGGAAGGGAAGCAGCAAGAGUAGACUUCAGACGGACAACAGUGAGGAAACUGAGAGUAGCUCUUCCACUUGUACCGUCAGCAGCAGCAGCCAGUACCAGCCCUGUCUCGACGACCCCUUGCCUGCUUCUUCUGCUCUGCAGCCCACCAGCCCACUCAGAUGCCACAACUCCACAGGGGACCUGAAGCGCCUUGACGCCUCUGUUUCCCUUUCACCCUCGUCCCCCUCUUCGACCCCCGAUGCCGAGCCUCGGAGCUUCCGCCGGCGGGCCAGCACCUUCAGUCAUUCCCCCUCCCCUUCCUCAGUCUUCGAGUACUCCCCGCUGCACAAAUUUACCAGCGUGGCACAGGACCCGAGUGCAGCCAGCAAACCCAAGCUUGUACGACACUACUCCGUCAGCACAGAUUCCCCUCACCAGAGCAAAAAUGUCCCAACCGACUCUACCCUUCCUCCUCUUCCCCCCUGCACUUCAUCUCACUCUCCUCUCCUCCUCCAUCAUCCUCCUUCUUCACCCUCUUCUGGAGCCAGGUUCAAUAAAAGAAGUCCUCUGGGUGGUCUCCGUGCCCGUCUGCACUCCUCCUCCUCUGUCCCUAAUUUUCUGAAAUUUCCAUUUCUGGCUCCUGUCCGAGAGAAUGAUUGUCCCGAUCCAAAGAGCAGUGACGUAGCAGCACUCUCUACACCAGGAGCAGCGUCUGUGGUCGGAGAAAGCCCUCUGCGCAGCCACCGACACUCAUGGAGGCAACAGAUAUUCCUGCGCGUCGCUACACCUCAGAAAGGCACAGACACCAGCGAGCGGGUGGAUCCCUGUCUAGAGGCCGGGCGAAUGUGUGUGAACCAGGUGGGGGGUUCAGGAAGUGGGGACGCCUCGAUGAGAGCGGUGCCAGAGGAGGGGCCAAAGAGGAGCAGAGAGGAGCUGAGGGAGCUGUGGAGGAAGGCCAUCCUGCAGCAGAUCCUGUUACAGAGGAUGGAGAGGGAGAACCAGAAACUACAAGCCUCAGAGAGCGAUCUGCAGAACCGGCGUCUGAAGUUGGACUACGAGGAAAUCACGCCGUGUCUGAAGGAGGUGACAUUGGUCUGGGAGAAAAUGCUGAGCACUCCUGGAAGAACAAAGGUCAAAUUUGACGCUGAGACGAUACACGCUGCAGUUACACAAGGUGUCCCGAGGCAGCACCGAGGAGAGAUAUGGAAGUUCCUCUCUGAGCAGUACCUGCUCAGGCAGACGGUCCCUGCUCGACCUCCCCCCAAUAUCAUGCCGUACAAAGAGCUGCUGAAACAGCUCACUUCGCAGCAGCACGCCAUCCUCAUAGACCUGGGUCGCACUUUUCCCACCCAUCCGUAUUUCCAAGCUCAGCUGGGAGCAGGACAGUUGUCUCUGUAUAAUAUACUGAAAGCCUACUCACUGCUGGACCCUGAGGUGGGAUACUGCCAAGGCCUCUCCUUCAUCGCUGGUGUGCUGCUUCUACACAUGGGGGAAGAGGAUGCCUUCAACAUGCUCAAAUUUCUCAUGUAUGAUGUUGGGCUUCGUAAACAGUACAGGCCCGAUAUGAUCAUUUUGCAGAUUCAGAUGUACCAACUGUCACGGCUGCUUCAUGACUAUCACAGGGACCUGCACGGCCACCUGGAGCAGCAGGAGAUCGGGCCCAGCCUCUACGCCACACCCUGGUUCCUCACUUUAUUUGCCUCUCACUUCCCCCUUGGCUUUGUGGCGCGUGUCUUUGAUAUGUUGUUCCUCCAGGGCUCAGAGGUCAUCUUCAAGGUCGCCUUGAGCCUCCUGGGGAGCCACAAGCCUCUGAUCCUGCAGCACGACAGCCUGGAGUCCAUCGUGGACUUCAUCAAGACGACACUGCCCAACCUGGGCCUGGUGCAGAUGGAGAAAACCAUCAACCAGGUUUGUGAGAUGGACGUAUCCAAGCAGCUCCAGGCCUAUGAGGUGGAGUAUCACGUGUUGCAGGACGAGCUCCUGGACACGCCUCCGACCCUCAACCAGCAACAGCGAGCUGCACAGCUGGAGAGGACCAAUCAGAGCCUCCGGCAGCAGAACCUGGAUCUGCUGGAGGAGCUGCAGGUGUCCCACGCACGAAUCUGCAGUCUCGAGAGUCGAGUGGAGGCUUUGGCCCAGUCGGAGGGCCGGCUGAAGGAGCAGGUUUCCGCACUCGAGGAGGAGAAGCAGCAGCUGGUGGGCACCGUCGACCGUCUCCAGAACCUCGUCACCGGCCUGGGUUUACACGCCGGCGCCGGCGAACCCACACUCCCCUCGCUCCCUGGCCUCGCAGCAUCGGCUCUGGACGGCAGAACAGCGGACUCUGUUCACCAUCCUCUCGUACUACCAUAGUAACAGCAUCCAUAAACUGGUGGAAAUGGCCAAAAAUAAAUAAAAAAGCCAGUAAUGAAAAGCCCAGGAGGUGAAGAUUAAGUCCCGAACCCUCACACCUCCACAAUAUUUUAUUGAAAAGUGGACACAGAGUGAGCUGUUGGACCUAAAACAAAGGGAAGCGUGGAAAUAGAGCAAGAACGUGGUUGAGGUUGAAGGAAAAAGCUAAAAAUACAGGGUAGCACUCUCUGCUUUCACCCUUUUAUAUAAGUAAACAUGUGAUUUGACAAACAAUCCCCGAAGUUAGCACUGUCCCUCUGGGCCUCGGCUGUUUAAAAACAAAACCGAGCAGUUAGGUUUGCUAUAACUAUACUCGUACGUUUGCGUCCCAGCGAGCGCUCGUGUGUUUGACCCGUGGGUUUGUUUAUUGGUGUCGGAUGCAACAAAGGCUAAAGUGGCCAAAGAAUGUCCUCGCACUUAAACUCAAAGAACAAAGACUCGGCUGCACAGUAUUCAGAUGAUCACUGUUACAGGAAACCAUCCACAAAUCUGCAUCCCAAAGACAAAGUCUGACAAAGACAAAGAAAGUGAGACGAAGGCAUGGCUGGAAAAAGAAACGUCAUGAUUAAGUGUUCUUUUUUUUUGUUUGUUUUGUUUAUCUAUUAUCAAAGUUGAAUUAGCCAAACGAUGUUGGGGGCUUUGGAUGUUGGUACUCCUGUGAGAGGUCGGAAGGGUGAGGAGGGGAAUUAUUUCUGAUUCCUCCCCCGCGUUUCUAGUUUCCUGACCCCAACGUGCAUCUUAAGUUCAUUUAACUACUGCAGCUUACAGGAAGAGUAACACAAUAAAUCCAGACCAUUUCACAUCCUGUUUUUUCACCUUUGAGUACACAUUGAUUCAUCCGUGUAGACCAGAACUUUAGAAACGGUGCCUCUUCCUUUCCAGGAAGAGGAAGUACAAAGUUUUACAAAUCAGCUAAUUUAAAUUAUUGCGCAAAAAAAAAAAAAAAGACGCUCAGGUCUGAUACCUGUGCUGUUGAGACAAUCUUGUCACCUGAAAGUCAUUUACUGUAUUCAACACACUGAAUUCCUUGGAUCCGAGCUUCAGCUCGGCGCGUGUGUUCGAGUGUCUGAAUGUUACCGUGUCCGUGUUUCUCGUGCACUCCGCUGAUUGUAACGAACCUGUUGGGUUGCACUGUAAAGACUUUGACUUUUACCCAUGACUCUCUUUGCACAUGUUUUUUCUGUUUUAUUGAUUUAUUAUUGCCUUUACUUUAUUCUGUACUUCAAAAUACAAUUCCUAUUCUUUCAGCA